AUGGCUACUGAAGGCAUCGUAGAACCCAUGACGAGAGACUUCGCCUCACCGUCCAACCUUACACGAGCAUCAUCGGACUCCAGUGUCUCAGGACACACAGCCGUGGAGCAUGAGAAGUCCCGGCGUCUCACACGGGAGCCAACACGCGAUGGCGCCGACGUAGUCAACCUUCCUAUCCGAACGCUCAGCAACGAAGCCAACUUGGACGAGUAUACUCAAGAGACAAUCGAUGGUCAGAUAUCUAGAAUCCACACGAACAAGACGGGUAAGAUCGAGCGAUAUGAGUUGGUCACAUGGAAGAUCGAUGACCCGGAGAACCCCAAGAACUGGUCGAAAGCGUACAAGUGGUGGUGCACAAUGUGCGUUGCUAUCACUUGCUUCGUCGUGGCCUUCAACUCUGCUGUUGUCACUGCGAAUCUUGCAGGCGUCUCGGAGACCUUUAAUGUCAGUGAGGAGGUCUCUCUUCUGACUAUUACUUUGUUCGUUAUCGGUUUCGGUGUUGGUCCCAUGGCCUUUGCGCCUUUCUCAGAGAUCUGGGGUCGUCGCCCGAUCUACGGUGUCACACUCUUCUUCGCUGUUGUAUUCACCAUUCCUGGAGCCGUCGCGCAGAACAUCGGCACCCUCCUAGUCACCCGUUUCAUCGCUGGUGUGGCCUUCUCUGCGCCUAUGUCUCUAGUCGGUGGAACACUGGCCGAUCUAUGGAAGAACGAGGAGCGAGGUGUGCCAAUGGCAGCGUUCUCUGCUGCUCCUUUCAUCGGACCCGGUGUCGGUCCUCUUGUCGGUGGCUUCCUCGGCGAUGCCAAGGGCUGGCGGUGGCUCUACUGGAUCCAGCUCAUCCUCUCCGGCGUGGCCUGGAUUCUCAUCACCUUCACCGUGCCUGAGACCUACACUCCCACACUGCUCGCCAAGCGGGCCAAGAAGAUGCGCAAAGAGACUGGCGACGACAAGUACGUCACUGAGCAGGACAUCGAUACGCGCCCUUUCAGCCAGCGCCUCACCCUCUUCCUCAUCCGACCUUUCCAGCUCCUCUUCCGCGAACUCAUCGUCUUCUUCAUUUCCCUGUACAUGUCCGUCCUCUACGGCCUACUGUACAUGUUCUUUGUCGCCUACCCAAUCGUCUACCGAAAAGGCAAGGGUUACUCCGCCAGCUCAACAGGCUUAAUGUUUAUCCCACUAAUCGUCGGCGUCCUGAUGAGCGCCGCCUGCGCCCCGCUCGUCAACAAGCACUACAUGAAGCUCGUUCACAAGCACAACGGCAAGCCGCCGGCCGAAGCCCGUCUGUACCCCAUGAUGAUGAGCUGCUGGUUCAUCCCCAUGGGUCUCUUCAUCUUCGCUUGGACAUCGUACCCCGACCUGCACUGGGCGGGCCCCGCGUUCGGCGGCUUCCCCGUCGGCUUCGGAUUCAUCUUCCUGUACAACUCGGCGAACAACUACCUCGUAGACUCGUACCAGCACCAGGCGGCUUCGGCGCUGGCGGCCAAGACGUUCAUCCGCAGUUUCUGGGGCGCGGCGGUCGUGCUGUUCACGAAUCAGAUGUAUGGCCGCUUGGGUAAUCAGUGGGCGAGUACGCUUCUGGCGCUCAUUGGGCUAGCAUGUUGUGCGAUUCCGUUUGUGUUUUUUGCGUAUGGCGCCAAGAUUCGCGCGCAUUCGCAUUAUGCUUAUAGUGAGGAUGAGGAGAAUGACGGCGGGAAGCAGGCGGCGUAG
Molecule: messenger RNA, 1704 nt
Organism: Didymella exigua CBS 183.55
Lineage: Eukaryota; Fungi; Ascomycota; Dothideomycetes; Pleosporales; Didymellaceae
Product: multidrug resistant protein
Exons: 2
Coding region: 1-1704 (567 amino acids)
Biological process (GO): transmembrane transport
Molecular function (GO): transmembrane transporter activity
Source: RefSeq, a predicted model, not a curated record